ACUGUCUUAAGUGAAUAAGACAUUUAUUCAGCAACAAAGCAACUGUUGUAUUUAUGAAUAGGUCAAGGAUGAAUCGACUCUCACAAUUCAUUUAAAUCAUAGAUUCAUUCUCAAAAAAUAACCCACUCUAGCCUAAAUAAGGACUGAACCGAUGUGAACAGACACCCCUUUUCUGGCCGCGAGGUUCCCAUCUCGAAUGGUUCUGGCUUUAUAAUAAGUAGUGAUGACCUGAUAGUGACAAAUGGCCAUGUGGUCGCCAACAAGCGUGGUGUUUGUGUCAAACUGACCAAUGUUGAGACUUACAACACCACAGUUCAGGAUGUGGACCAGGCUGCAGACAUCGCCACCAUCAAAAUCAAUGUUAAGAAUCCUCUACCAACAAUGCGUCUUGGCAAGUCAUCUGAUGUGCGUCAAGGUGAAUUUGUGGUUGCCAUGGGGAGCCCCUUUUCUAUUAAAAACACCAUCACAUCUGGAAUCGUCAGCUCUGCUCAAAGAGGCAGUAAAGAACUGGGUCUCUCCAACUCCAACAUGGACUACAUCCAGACGGACGCUACCAUAGAUGAUGGUGAGGUCAUCGGCAUUAAUACCAUGAAAGUGACAGCAGGGAUUUCCUUCGCUAUUCCCUCAGACAGAGUCCGUCUCUUCCUUGACCGAUCUGCAGACAAACAGAAGUCUUGGUUUGGAGAAUCGGGAUGGAAAAGGCGUUACAUUGGAGUGAUGAUGUUGACUUUGACCCCCAGUAUAAUCGAAGAGCUAAGGAUGCGAGACCUGUCCUUCCCUGAUGUUUCUCAUGGAGUUCUCAUCCACCGUGUGAUUGUAGGAUCUCCAGCCAACAGAGCUGGAAUGAAGCCAGGAGAUGUUAUUAUUGAGAUCAACGGGGUAAAGGUGAACACGUUGGAGGAGAUAUAUAAUGCUGUGAGGACCAGCGAAAGCUUAAAUGUGGUGGUCCGCCGGGGGGCCGACCUGCUCAUGCUGCACAUGACCCCAGAGUCCACAGAGUGACAUCAAGUCAAGUAUUUAGUAAGAUUAAGAAAUGGUGAGUAAUGAGAAGCUGUCAUAGUUGGAGAUGUUGUAAGAAAGGAAUCAUUUAAAGAGUUUUAGCAAACGCUGGACAUUCGUGUAGUAAACGUGUUUCUGGAAGCGUAUGAAAUAAUGUGGAUGAUUCAGACUUCUGUACACUGGAUAAACCUCAGUGUGUCUGCGCAAACUACACUAUCAGUAUUGAUUUGAAGGAAUAUCACUGAAUAUUUUGUUUAGGAUUGUCAUGAUGGCAACAAACACUCAAAGACCUUAAUAAAACUGGGUGCUCUUAUUGUGAAAAUGCUGAUGUUUUGUAUUGAGUCUCACAUUCUCAUGUUACGACGUUUGUAUUUUAAUACAUUUUUCUGAACAGCUCUGAUUUCACAAUAAACCAUUGGAAUAUUUAUG
Molecule: messenger RNA, 1428 nt
Organism: Danio rerio (zebrafish)
Lineage: Eukaryota; Metazoa; Chordata; Actinopteri; Cypriniformes; Danionidae
Source: RefSeq, a predicted model, not a curated record